Messenger RNA from Manihot esculenta (cassava), 1085 nucleotides. RefSeq lists its product as uncharacterized. The record is from RefSeq and is a predicted model, not a curated record. The transcript has a single exon. Lineage: Eukaryota; Viridiplantae; Streptophyta; Magnoliopsida; Malpighiales; Euphorbiaceae. Bases 50 to 943 code for a protein of 297 amino acids.
CGACCACACUUUUAGCCUCGUUUAGGCUCCAAUCCAUGUUUGGCUAGCAAUGACGCUGCUCAUGGAUGAACAACAACUCUGUCAACCCCUCCUUUCCACCACCGUUACCAUAACUUCCUCCUCCUCCGCCACCCCUAUCAUCACCCCAGCCCUACCCAACACUGGAGAUGAUUAUUAUUAUGUUGUCGAGAGUUUCUCCUCACACUUCGGCAUCAUUCUCCGGCUUUUCACCAUCUUUUCCAUCGGAGUUAUCUCCAUAUGGGCAAAUUAUGAAGCAUCAAAAGGCUUUGGGAUCACAAUAAUCAAUGAUAUAAGUGACUUUCCAGCAGGCAAACGCUUCACCCUCUUGUACAUGUCCAACGACAAAGCCACUCGUUUAAUCCAAAGCUCCAGUUCUUUCGUUGAGAACAUUCUUUAUCCAAAUAUCAGCUACCCCAAGAAGAAAGUGAACCAUGUCACUCUCCGGCUGUCUAGCUCCAACCUACCCAAAUUGGUCACCGUAGAAACAAGCACAAACGACGAGUUCCUGAUUACUUUAAGUCCAUCAAUAAUGGAUGAAGCUAAAAAUCUUGAUUAUGUCCUUAGAUCAAUGGCUUUACAGGGGAUGUCCCGCAUAUGGCUAUGGGACGGCAAGGGUAAGGAUAAGGGUCCGCCUUGGCUUCUCGACGGCCUUGUGGAAUACAUAAAGACGGUGGCAGGAUCCGGUCCCAUGACAGCUUUGGGUGCGUGGGAGCUGCCGGAAUUUGGUGAGUUUUGCUUGGGGGAUAGGGACCCCAGAGCAGUUGCAAAAUUUCUGGGCCAAUGUGAGCGGCAGAGCAAGGGGUUCAUCCAACGGUUGAAUCGAGGUUUGAAAAAUGAAUGGGAUGAUCGGACGGUAGAGAAUGCACUAGGGACGUCGGUAGACAAUAUUUGUCAUUCUUUUGUCAACUCGGUAAAAUGGUAAAAUGCAGUAAGGCUCACGUGAAAUUCAUAUGAUUAGACGUGUGGCUGCAGCGAAAAACACUUUUUUUUAUUAUUAUUUCUUUGAAUAAUUUUGUUCAAAUAGAAAACGAUUGUAAAUGGCAAGGUGGGCCAUAUUACGUUGA